GCUGCCAUUCAGCAAGGCGUGAUGGCUUUCCUGCUAGGUGCUACAAACCGCAACAAUGGCAGUCGUGGACUUGCGAGGGUACCAAUGUCGGAGAAUACAACUAUCGGGUACUCUACGCAGAUCCUGUCUACUGUUCUGGCCAACACGAAUGAGAUGGCAGCUUUGAACUUCGCCCAGCAGACGGCUCAGUCACUCACAAAUAAGACAUCUGGUCUUGCUUUUGACCAAGCUACCAGUCUCUUGCCGACAUGGACUUCUGAUGCACGCCGGCCAUUGAUUCAAGUCAUGGAGGAACUUUAUUUUAACAUCACCAUGUCCAUGGCCAGUUCUCCAGCUUUGACAUAUAAUGCCAGCAGUCCGCUCGCUCCAGGACAGGUCGAUGUCACAUUCGACCUGUUUGGCAAUGUUUACAGCUACGAGUCGGACAAGCUGUGGCUCGCCUACGGUGUCGCGAUUGGUGUCACAGUCUUGAAUGUAAUGAUUGGCCUGUGGACUGUUGCGCGAACGGGUGCUUCCUUCAUGGAUAAGUUCUCGACCAUUGUUCGGGCCGCAAGAAAUGCCAACAUUGAAGUCGACAUGUUUGAAGAGAGACUGGCGGGCAAAGACCCAUUGCCGAAGACCAUGGCAAAGGCUGAGAUGCGGAUGAGGAAGGCGCCUACUCUGUCGCAAAUCAAGCACCUGGGUUUAGUGGCGGCCUCCGAGAUGCGGCGGGCAAAUGGAGAGUCCGAGUGAGGAGCAAUGAGUUGAAUGCCAAUCGGCUCGCUGGUCACGACGAAUAGAAGCAUAGGACGUCCUGCCAGCUUGAAGGGACCUGCUUGCCUCAUGAUUGCCAGAUGACACGCAGACAUGAUGGGACCUUCGAGAGGGAUUUGAGACGACACUCCUCACGCCGUUGCCAACGAAGCAUGAGUUCAAUCCGCUUGGGUCACUCGGGUGCGCGUCCGCCUCACCUCGUCAUAUAACUCAUAUUGGUGCUGCAUUUUGAGUUCGUAUUGAGCAAUAUGCAGGAAAUUCGAUGGCCGAGUGGCCCGAGUCUAGAAUCUCGCAAGGAUCUGGGUUUGUCUCUGCUCGAGACAUUGGAUGCCUGUCGCUUUGGGGGGUAUUGACCACUUCGAAGUUGAUCUCGAAUCAAGUUCUUUGGUGAUAUGCACUAACUUACUGUACGAACGAGAGUGAAGAUCUCGUUCUUGCGCAAUGAGUUACAGAUGCUUGGCAGUCGGCAGUGCUCCCACAUGGUGCGCUGGACACGAUCUAAAUCCAAUCAUCCAAGGACGGUAAUCGGGUCGAUGCUCCGAGACAGCGCUUUCAUAUCACACGUGCCAGCCUGAGUUGGUACACGACAACCACCUAAUCUGGUCUUGUUACCUGGUGGAAGCUGUGUAUCCAGCGUUGCUGGCAUUCAUACCACCUAGCAACCGCGAAUGAUCACGGCAACGUCUUGGCCACCUUACGCAGCUACAAGGUGCUGUAAUCGGCAUGAAGGUCUCCCUCGGGUUUUGGGAGCAAGCAGACAACAGAGCGUCGGGAGUUUCUAUGUUAGUUACUAAACGUGCAGUUGUGCGGUGGAUGCAGCUCGACGACCAUCGCAGCUUCCACGCAGAGAUGACAACUGCCCGAUUGACGAAGUUGAAGUGGAAGUCUGCCAGUGGAAAGAGUGGUACUUUCCCCAGCCAACCACAUCUUCCCGUCCAGAGAACAGCAAUGGUGAAACCGGACCGGCGGUGUUAGUGUGACACUCGCGCCUGUUGCGAAAUGGGUUCCGUCGGUGUUGAACGGACUUGGUACCUUCUAGC
This is a messenger RNA of Sphaerulina musiva SO2202, 1793 nucleotides long. RefSeq lists its product as uncharacterized. The transcript has a single exon. The coding region runs from base 22 to 732 and encodes 236 amino acids. The record is from RefSeq and is a predicted model, not a curated record. Lineage: Eukaryota; Fungi; Ascomycota; Dothideomycetes; Mycosphaerellales; Mycosphaerellaceae.